Molecule: messenger RNA, 868 nt
Organism: Candoia aspera
Lineage: Eukaryota; Metazoa; Chordata; Lepidosauria; Squamata; Candoiidae
Product: protein huluwa-like
Exons: 3
Coding region: 1-828 (275 amino acids)
Source: RefSeq, a predicted model, not a curated record
AUGGAGUCCCUCGGGGGCCUGGAGGGCCAGGUCUCUGCCCUGCGGCGCACCCUCCGCCUGCUGGUGGGGCUGCUCGUCCCCUGCCUGCUCCUGCUCCUUUUCCUCAGCGCUCUGCUCCUGGCGCGCUGGAGGCUGUGCCGAAGGGUCGGGGGCCAGAGGGCCCCCCGGGGCCCCUCGACUCCCCCCCGGCUCUUCCGGGUGGCCCCAAAGGGUGCGGUGCUCAGGCGCGAUCCUGGGGGCGCAGCCGAGGCGGCUCCCGCCGGCCCGCGAGCCCCGCGCUGCAGCAGGAGGGCUGCCGUCCCCUCCGUCCCCAGAUCCAGCCCCCGCUUCUCCAGGCAGUGGGGGGACGCAGGGCCGGGCACAGCUUCCUUCUCCACCGACUUAGAAAACCGCCCCGCCUUGGUCCCCCACAACUCUCCCGCUACCACCUCGGGCACCGGGGGUGUCCUGGAGAGAGUCUUCUCCGGGUGCCACACCAGCACCCAGAACAAGCCUCGUAGCUGCAGCAGGCUGGCAUCGGCCAUCCCUUCAAGCAUGGGGCCUUUUGAGUUUGGCAGCAGCAUCCGACCCAGGGACAAGAGGACCCACCUCAACUCUGCCAACUUCACAGCUUCCCAAGGGCCCGGCUUUGACUCGGACUUUGGAGCCAGUGCUGGCGUUUCUGUUCGGAUCCUGUCAACAGACAGCGAAGGAAGCCCCAACGCGCCCGUUCUGCUUCACCAACAAGCCGAGCUGUUCGAGUGGGACUAUUACGACCCGAGCUACAAAAGGGAAGUUCAGCUCUGCCAUCCGCUGCCUCCCAUCUGCAGCAAGCAGUACUGGCUAUGAUCCAUGGGAGUCGACAAGUUAUCCUGUACUCUCACCACUC